Manduca sexta (tobacco hornworm) is the source of this 4771-nucleotide messenger RNA. RefSeq names its product probable nuclear hormone receptor HR38 (gene Hr38). Lineage: Eukaryota; Metazoa; Arthropoda; Insecta; Lepidoptera; Sphingidae. Gene Ontology annotation, cellular component: nucleus; transcription regulator complex. The record is from RefSeq and is a predicted model, not a curated record. Bases 336 to 2177 code for a protein of 613 amino acids. Gene Ontology annotation, biological process: cellular response to corticotropin-releasing hormone stimulus; regulation of transcription by RNA polymerase II. The transcript has 4 exons. Gene Ontology annotation, molecular function: RNA polymerase II cis-regulatory region sequence-specific DNA binding; zinc ion binding; nuclear receptor activity.
CCCGUUCGCCAGCGCGUACCUGCCUCCGCGCGCCCUCUCGCGAUCUACCUACACGCAACUAACUGACUGAGUGAGUGAGUGCGCGUGCAGUGAGUGGAAUGUGCUAGACCGCAUGAGGAUCCUGCUAAGCGAACUGGGUCUCUCCGGCGCGUGCCUCAGUCUGACCCUGGAGCCGCGCGCCACCUCGCUGGAACCCGAAAAGCCUGCGCCAGGUCAGCGCCCGUACAACGAUACGCGAUCCACUACUUCUGUGUUUAUUUUCGCUUUCGUUGUGUAGAACCUCUGGGUGUAUUGUAGACUGUGUGGAACUGUCGUGAUGAUGGCCAUCGGCUAGAAUGCGAGGUGCGUUGCUGACGCCCUCCAGCCAACACUGCGGCCUUAGACAAUUCCAACACAAACGGCCGAGCGCCAUAGGGUCGCGCUCGCCAAGCGCUUUCACAACCAACUCCUCCAGCAUGCUACUGCUGCAGACACACAGCAACUACGGUUCGUCCUUUACUGAUCUACUGUCACCGCAAUAUCAAGAAGAUUCUUCUGAAAUCUUAGAAGAAAAUCUUGAUCCGUUUCCUGACGUUGAAUUCCACGCUCCCGUCGCUCCUGAGAUCAAGUCGCAUCGCGCCACUCCCUUGAGUGAAGCCUCUUCGCCGACGCUCGGCCCAGCGUUACCAAGCUUCGAAGAAACGUAUUCAGUUCGUUACCCAAAACAAGAAAUGGCAGAAUUCGGUAUUAAAAUGGAUGAAGACUGUUACAACGUUAGCGCAUACUCUCAUCAAGGCCACGCCUCAACUCAACUGCUAUACCAAUAUCAUCAGCCGACUAUUCCUUAUGUUCCAUCUACUUACUACGCACCACCUCAACCGUGCAGUCCUACCUUCGACACCGGUGGUGUAACGCCAAAUCAAGAUUCUUAUUCGCUGCCAUCUUACCCGAGCUCCGUGGAUCUUCAUGUGACUAGUGAACAAGCAGCCAGACAACGACGAUCAUCAUUACCCGUGCAGAGAUCGGAAUCUAGUAGUUCUAAUGAUAGCCCGAAAGUACAUGGCGGUAGAGUCCACUGCAUGCAAGCGUCGGCGCCCAGUUCGGCGUCCAGUUCACCCGGGGUAGCUCCGCCAGAAGGCAGCGGACCACGAGCCGCUCCAUCGUCACCAAGCCAACUUUGUGCUGUUUGUGGCGACACCGCCGCUUGCCAACAUUAUGGUGUACGGACUUGUGAGGGAUGCAAAGGAUUCUUCAAGAGAACUGUUCAAAAAGGUUCGAAAUAUGUUUGUUUAGCCGAAAAAUCUUGCCCAGUGGACAAAAGGAGGCGGAAUAGAUGUCAAUUUUGUCGAUUUCAAAAAUGUCUUGCAGUUGGAAUGGUUAAAGAGGUGGUAAGAACGGAUUCACUAAAAGGAAGACGUGGCCGACUGCCAUCUAAACCAAAAUGUCCUCAAGAAUCACCUCCGAGUCCACCAAUAUCACUUAUAACAGCUCUUGUCAGAGCUCAUGUGGAUACAUCGCCAGAUUUUGCCAACCUCGACUACUCCCAGUAUCGCGAGCCGAACACUAUGGAACCACCGAUGUCAGAUUUAGAAGUGAUUCAACAAUUUUAUUCUCUUUUAACAACAUCAAUUGACAUGAUCAAGGUGUUUGCUGAGAAAGUACCCGGUUAUGGUGAAUUGUGCGUAGAAGAUCGCGAGCAAUUAUUUGCGUCAGCACGUUUAGAGCUGUUUGUAUUGCGAUUAGCCUACCGCACACGCCCCGAAGAUACGAAACUGACUUUCUGCAACGGCCUCGUACUCGACAAACGACAAUGCCAGCGCUCCUUCGGAGAUUGGCUGCAUGCUGUGUUGGACUUCAGCAAUACUUUGCACUCCAUGGACAUCGAUAUCUCCACAUUCGCAUGUCUCUGCGCGCUGACACUUAUUACAGAGAGACAUGGUUUAAAAGAACCUCAUCGUGUAGAACAACUGCAGAUGAAAAUUAUUGGAUGUUUACGAGCACACAUGCCGGGCAGCAGCAGCGGCCCCGGCGGUGGCGUCAGCAGCGCUCCGCACUUCAGCCGCGUGCUCGGCGCUCUGCCAGAGCUGCGCUCCUUGUCCGUGCAAGGCCUGCAGCGCAUCUUCUACCUAAAACUAGAAGACCUCGUACCAGCGCCGCCUCUCAUCGAGAACAUGUUCCGCGCCAGCCUACCCUUCUAAGAUAUGUUAGAAUUUCUCGAGGACCUUUUCCGCCUUCGACACACAUUCUCCUUUCGUCUUUAGAGCCGACUCCGUUAUUUUUGUAAGUGUUUAGUAUAAAAAAUAUUUUUCUAGAGACUAAUUAAAAAUUUUACAGGACGCGAUCUCCCACGGAAUCGGUUCGUGCUAAUUAUAUGAGAUUAAUUUUAAGUACCUAUACACAAUGACAAUCAUACCGCAUAAAUACUAAGCUAAGAUUAAUUUAUUGAGAACAUUUAGGAAUAUGUAUUUGGGUGUGAUUUCAUUUAAUCGUGUAAUGUUGUGUAUUUAGUAGUCUGCAUUUGAGUUACCGCUCGUGAUCAAUGGCAUCUUGUCGUACAAAUAUUCCUAUGUUAUUUACUUACGUAUUAUUUAGAUAAGAAAAAUCUAGUCACAAGACUUAGUAAUAUAAAAUGACAACCCGUAUACAGACGGGCUUAUAGAUUAUAAUAUAGGACAUUUUACUUAUUAAAAAAUAGGCAUUUAAUGUCCUUUUUGUACGAAUGUGAAUGUUAGUAUCGCGCGUCAAGACUCGAUUGAUCGGUGCUGGUCAAUGUUGAUCCCAGUUCCAUCAACUGAGGUCGAAUCGUAUCGCGCGACAGAGUGUGAUUAUUGGCGUCACAAAACACGUCAAAUGGAAUGUUGGAAGUUACCUUUUAGUUAUAAAUUAUUUAAUAAUUUUAGACGCUAGAACAAUAAGUAAUAUUUUGUUACGACAAUUAUAUACAGCCAUAGAAAAAGUUCAGCAUUAUUUGAAAUACCACUUACAUGUAAUUUAUUCUCUAAUCCUACAAAGUGUCUUAAAGAGUACCUUUGUAAGUAGGUAGUGUUAGAAAUCCUCUAUUGUACUGUUGUGACCUUUUUUCUAAAGCUAUUAAAAUACAUGUCAUGUAAUGUAUAUAUUGGUAUAAUUGCUAAAACAUAUCACUUGACUAUAUAUAAAAGGGUAUAAUGGCUUUAUAUUGCUAUUUAUAACAAACCCUACCAAGUUGAAAGUAGGUAAAAAACCCAGAAUAUUUAACAGUAAAAAUAAUUUACUCUUCUUUCUAAUAAAUAUUACUUAUUAAAUAUAAGCUUGGCAUUUUAUUUGGUAUAAAAAAAUAGCAUUAAUGAGUAGGCCAUUUAUUUCCUAUUUUAAUAGGCAUAUCUAAACAGUACCUUAACAAUAAUAAUGCCUGUACAACUUGACAAAAUAUUAUAAUCAUUAACGUAUUUAGAAUAUUUUCCUUUGUCGGACCAAUUACUAAAAUCCAUCAGGGAAGGAAUUAGAUAGGAAUAUUAUUCAAAUAUAUAUAUAUUAUAUAUCUUUAAAACUUCAAUUAGGUACAUCUGAAUGUGUGAUGAAUCUAUUUGUAUGUUUGUAUUGAAAUUAUAUGAAUGUUGCCUUUUAUAUUAACCUACAUAUAUAAUAUGUAGUAUUCAUAACGCAGUGAACGUAUGGAAGAUCCCUAUUUUACAUAAUAAUAUUUUAUGCAAAGAUAGGUAAAGAAUAAACUAUACUAGGUCCUAUCAGAACACGACGCUGGAAUGAACGACAUUUUCCGCCGUCUUGACGUCCAAGUUACCCUAAGAGACUGUUCUUAAAAUAAUGAAAAUAAAUUGUUGAAAUACAUAAUAAUUAUAAUAUAACUGAUGUUAUUCGACUUAAAGGUACUUUACCUAAACCUGUGUAUUUAGUGUUAGAAUUAUAAAUCAUGCGUAAAAAUUAAUAAUUUUACAUGUUUGAUAUAUGUGUAUGUUGUGAAUGUAUGCGUAGGUACCUAUUCAUAAUGCUGGACUUUUUACAUAAAUGCUGUGCUACUCCUUUUACGAUUAAUUUUAUAGAUUUCUAAGUAUAAAACAAAUUUGAUACAUUUAAAAGUGUUACAUGUUUCUUAACUCAUGGACCUAAGUACUAUACCUACUUACUUACGUUGCAUUUUUAUCUAGGCGCAUCACCUUCCGCGGCUGUAAUACGACGUUCAGAUUAUUUUAUAUAAGGUUUUUUAACGAUGUAUUAUUGUAUUAACAAUAUCACCGAAUUAUGUAAUUUAUUUAAUAAUAUCUAUACACCGAUAUCUUCCAUUCAAUCACUACAGAUUUAAACAUUAAUAUAAUGCAUUUUAUAUUUGAAUAAGAUAUACUUUAAUAUUAAUUUUAUUACAGUAGAUAAUUGACCAUUUUUUACAGUAUGUACAUUGUAAUAAAUUUAAUUUUCAAUUGAUGUUGUACAAACACUACAAACAACUUCCUAAUUUUAAACUUUAUUGUCUUACCAUAUUCAUGCCCAAAAUCAAUAGCUAGUAAGUAUGUGGUCUUUCACCUAACUCUGUUAUUUAAUGUAAAUGAACCAAUUUCCUUUGUGACGCCUUAAAUAAAUAUAUAUUGGCAACAAUGUUAACGUAUUAUAAGUAGGUAUUAUCAUGCUUAGGUUUUGCUCUUCUACAAUAAUAUUCCUUAUACUCUUUGUAAUGAAAUGCAUUUCUUUAUGUCUCACAAUAGAUUAAUAAUUGUGCUUUUGUUAAUCUUAAUGUUACACUUUUUUAUUUUGUAAAUAUUUCUUUGAAAUAAUAAUUAAACGCAAAUGCGUUUAUGAA